Molecule: messenger RNA, 396 nt
Organism: Pipistrellus nathusii (Nathusius's pipistrelle)
Lineage: Eukaryota; Metazoa; Chordata; Mammalia; Chiroptera; Vespertilionidae
Source: the annotation of a GenBank genome assembly
AUGGCUUUCCAGCAGCUGGCGGACGCCGCGGCGCAGUGGUGCUCCCGCACGCCCUUCCAGCUCAUCGCCGCGGAGGAGACGGAGCGCAGGAUGGACUUCUACGCCGACCCCGGCGUCUCCUUCUACGUGCUGUGCCCGGACGGCGGCUGCGGGGACACUUUUCACGUGUGGAGCGAGAGCGAGGACUGCCUGCCCUUCCUGCAGCUAGCACAGGACUACAUCUCCUCCUGCGGCAAGAAGACGCUCCCGGAAGUCUUGGAAAAAGUCUUCAAGUCUUUCAGACCCUUACUGGGCCUCCCGGACGCCGACGAGGACGCGUUUGAAGAGUACAGCGCCGACGUGGAGGAGGAGGAGCCAGAGGCCGACCACCCCCAAAUGGGGGUCAGUCAGCAGUAA